AUGAGAGAACAGAUUGCGGCCUUAACGGCCCGUCUAAAUGAACGCUCUCCGUCUGUUGAAUCAAAUCGACAGCACCGGGAGCCCUCGACUGCUUUUUGCCGGCCCAAAUGGCCCGGCCUUCCGACCAACAGGCAAAGCUGCCUGGCCUAUUUUUGCCCCUUCCCAGAGGGCAAGAACCCCGAGUACAGCGACGCCGCCAAAUCGCGCAUCAAGGUCUCCGACGUUCUCAGGAAGAAGGACGAGUUCCAUUCCUUCAUCCUGAGCAUAAAGAACAAAUUUGACGAAGACGUGCGAACCUUCCGGACUGAGAACAGCCGGAUGGUCUGUCUGUAUAACCUGCUCGAGGGAAAAGCCCGCCGAGCACUUGAAACCCGCUUCUCCUCUGACACUCGACCCUUCUCUGGAGUGGCAGAGAUGAUCCAAGCCCUUGAGUCCGCCUAUGGCAAUCCGAAUGAGCUUUCCGAGGCUCUUGACCGCCUGCAACGCCUCCAGUUUACCGUGAAUGGGAAGACCGACAUUGUGGACUUUCUUGCGGAAUUUGACUACUUAACUGCGACCGGUCGUGUGCCUGAGGACCAGAUGAAGCAUACCCUGUGGCAGCACAUCCCGGCCAACCUAGAUAACAGCCUCUUGACCAAGACCCGCGACGAGUCCGUGACCUACGAGGUUUUCGGGUUCAUUAAAGACGCUGUCCACUGCCAGAAGAGGAGUAUGAGGCAGACACAGGACUCCCGCUCUUCCGACCGAUCUCGCCGCGCGCCGACUAAGACUGCUCCGACUACCGCCAAGACUCCGAACAAGACCGGCUCGACCCCUAUCACCUCGCGUGAUGCUGGCAGAGCCUUGACCGACGAUGAGAAAAGGGUCCAUUGGGAUAAUGGCACCUGCUUUAUUUGUGGAAAACAGGGCACCUCUCUCGCGAGUGUCCCGACUGCACCCAUGCUGUCUCCCGUGUCGCCUCCGUCCCUGUCCCUGCCAACGACUCUGAUCAAGAUUCGGGAAACGAAUAGGACCAUCACAAGACUCCUUGAUGGUCCCUAA
Messenger RNA from Hirsutella rhossiliensis, 1041 nucleotides. RefSeq lists its product as uncharacterized. The transcript has a single exon. The coding region runs from base 1 to 1041 and encodes 346 amino acids. Lineage: Eukaryota; Fungi; Ascomycota; Sordariomycetes; Hypocreales; Ophiocordycipitaceae. The record is from RefSeq and is a predicted model, not a curated record.